UAACGGUUUUGUCUUUCCCGACUGGAAUUAAUGUGGGUUAUGUUAUUGGUAUUUUGGGCUUGCUUUUUUAUCGAUUUUGUUAUUUUCUUUUGGAUCAAACUAAAGCAAAUACCAUAAGAUGCAUCCUCAACAUGCAGUUAAGAUUACAUUAGGGAAUCUACGUGUUGGUGAUAGUAAAAGUGGCGGCAGUUGUAAGUUGUAACCAUGCUCAUGUGGUAUUGUGAUUGCAAUGCAAGUUUUGUGGGAUGCUAUUGAUAAGUUCAACGAGAAUAAUAUACUUUGAGAGAGUGAUUUUGUAGUAGACCAGCUGAAUUUUGCAUGUCCAUUGACUGAUUGACUCCACGAUUCAGUUUUAUUGAUUGAUGCAUCUUUGAAAUUGCUAGUUUAUUUUAUGAUUUCAUUGACAAUUAAUUAAUCUUUUGUACGAUUUGUCGAUUAUCAUAAGAUACUAAAAUUGAUUUUACUACAACUUCCAUAAGCAUAUAUCCCACACAAAAAAAACACAUUCUUUUCAUUCUGUUACGAUAUACUUCCUCUAUUUUCAAAAAUAAGAUUUUAGACAUUUUAUAUUUUAAUGUAUUUUGUAUACUUGUAAGAAGCAUUGAUUAAGAAAAUUUAAAUUGAUAAAAUAUCAUUGUUUGAUAGUAAUUAGAAGUUAAGUAAAUAAUAAAUUCAGAUGUAAACAUUAAUUUUAUUCUUAAUAUGCGUGAAUAUUCAAAUUGAUAUAUCUUUUUAUGUUUCCUAUGACAAAUUGUAAACUUCAAAAACAAAAUUGAGUUUUUAAAUUACUGUUGAUUAACAAUUAUGGAAAAUUAAUAAUUGUAUAAAAUGAUGCACUUAUAUAAUGAUUUAAUGUGUUUUAAUAUGUGUGAAACUUUAAAGAACGGUGGUAUUAUUUAGUUAUAAUAUACGUGAUGAAAUAGUGUCAUGUAUAAAAAUGAGCUUUCUUCAAAUUGAUAUUCAUUUUCGAAGCGGAUAUUUAACCUCUUCACUAAAGACAUUUUAUCGAUAAAUAUAUAUUAACUAAUUUUUACUUGGAUAAUAUAACAAAAAUUUUUUUUUUGAGAAGUUUAUAUUGUCAAUGGAAACAAAAUUAGGAUAAAUUUUUUCUAAUCACGGGGCGUAAUUGUUAUUUUCCAUACUUAUAGUGCUAAACCAUAAAAAACAUAAAGUAUACGCGCCUUUCAAUCUCUAGCUGUCUCUUUCCAUUUUUCUCAUUGGCCAAGGGAAACAAAUCUUUACUAUUUAGUAAAGAUAGAUAAGAUUAUAGCAUUUCCCUCCCUUAAAUAAGUCAAAUUUGAUUUCUUUUUUCUUGCUUGAAUUUGGAAAAUUUUGAUAUUUCCAAAGCAAUAAAUCUACCGUUUCGCUUCCUCCUUGCUCACUAAACAAGAACAAUAUCUCCACAAAAUAAACUCCUCCAUCCUUAACUAUCUCUCUCUGUGCACCCUUCAAAGUUUAAAACCCUACUCAACGCCUCCUUUGUUUGUAACGCUGAUGAAGAUGACCAUCAUCGUGAAUGUUUUGUUUUGUUUCCUUUGUGCCAUCGCCUUGGUGUCCGCGCAACCAAGUCCUGAUCUAGCCACCAUGAACGCUCUAAGAGACUCCCUCAAGUUUCCGAAAGACUUCUCCUGGACCGGACCGGAUCCUUGUAAGUGGAGCGGUGUACAGUGCGACAGAAGCAACCGAAUCACUCGGAUACAGAUCGGUAAUAAAGGAAUGUCUGGAACGUUAACUUCUGAUCUCAACACCCUCUCGUCUUUAACUGUUUUCGAAGUCAUGGGCAACAAGUUAACCGGAGGGAUACCUAGUCUCGCUGGUUUAAACGCGUUGCAGACGAUCAACGCUCAUGACAAUAGCUUCACUUCGAUCUCUGCUGAUAUCUUCACGGGUUUGACGUCUCUUCAACAUGUGUACCUUGACAGUAACCCGUUUAGUCCUUGGGAGAUUCCUAUGAGUCUGAAGAGUGCAACUUCUCUAGCAGACUUCUCUGCCUCUAACUGUUUUCUUUCCGGGAAGAUUCCGAAUUUCCUCGGCGGACAAACGUUCCCUAGCUUGCAGAAGCUGCGCCUGUCUUCCAACUCGCUCUCCGGUGAACUUCCCUUGAGUUUUGCUAACUCACCUGUUCAAACUCUGUUGCUCAACGGGCAAACCCCGCAAAAGCUCAACGGGUCAAUCUCAGUUCUACAGAACAUGACUUCUUUAACCGAGGUGUCCCUGCAAGGAAACGCCUUCUCAGGUCCAUUACCGGACAUGUCUGGUCUUGUCUCUCUGACAAAGUUCAACGUCAGGGAGAAUCAGCUCACCGGUUUGGUUCCAUCUUCUUUCACCGAGUUGCAAUCUCUUGCUGUGGUGAAUAUGACUAACAAUCUUUUUCAAGGAUCAACACCAACCUUCAAGGCUAAAAACAUUGCGGUUGAUAUAACUCCAAGGCUCAACAGUUUCUGUUCAGAUUCUCCAGGUGUGCCUUGUGAUCCACGCGUCAACACCUUGCUUGCUAUCGUUGAAGCGUUUGGUUACCCUGUGAGAUUCGCGCAGAGCUGGAAAGGAAACGAUCCUUGUAGUAGUAAAAACGUGUGGGUGGGGAUAACUUGCACCGGAGCUGAUAUCACGGUUAUCAACUUCAAAGGGAUGGGUCUCAAGGGAACUAUCUCUCCACGCUUUGCGGAUCUUACUUCUGUCAGGGUUAUCAAUCUCUCUCAGAACAAUCUCACCGGUGUUAUUCCACAGGAAAUCACUAAGUUGACUAGCUUGGCAACUCUAGAUGUUUCCAACAAUCAGUUGUAUGGUAAGGUACCUGUGUUUGGUCCUAAUGUCUUGAUCACUACUGGGAACCCUGACCUAGGAAAAGAUGAUCCUGGACAUGCUUCUGGUUCUUCCGGAAGUAAUGCUGGGACAGUUGUGGGUUAUGUUUUUGGAGUUGUGUUGGGUUUGCUUCUUAUCGGUUUGAUUAUUUUCUUAGUGGUCAAGAAAAGGAAGCAAAAUCGUAAGAAGUAUCAACAACAACAUUCUGGUGAAGAAGAUGCACUCAAGAUCACAAUAGAUAAUCUAUGUGCUGGUGGAAGUGAAAGUGGUAGCAACGGUCUUUUAGUGGAACCUGAGAACCCUGUGAUGUCAAUACAGGUACUGAGGGUUGCUACAGAUAAUUUCGACGAGAAGAAUAUACUUGGGAGAGGUGGCUUUGGAAUAGUUUACAAGGGUGAAUUGCCAUCUGGGAAGACCGUUGCGGUGAAGAGAAUGGAAUCUUCGGUUAUAAGUGGAAAGGGUUUGGAUGAGUUUAAGUCAGAGAUUGCUGUUCUAACCAAAGUCCGUCAUCGGAAUCUAGUGAAAGUUGAAGGUUAUUGCUUAGAGUCCAACGAGAGACUUCUGGUUUAUGAGUACAUGCCGCUAGGAACAUUGAGUAGUCAUCUUUUUAACUGGCAGGAAGAAGGAUUACAACCUCUAGAGUGGUCUAGACGUUUGAUUAUUGCAUCGGAUGUGGCUAAAGGAGUAGAGUAUUUGCAUAGUCAAGCGCAUCAAAGUUUCAUACAUAGAGAUCUCAAGCCAUCCAACAUUCUUCUCGGGGAUGAUAUGCGUGCCAGAGUUGCUGACUUUGGUUUAGUCCGGCUUGCGCCAGAAGGCACACAAUCGAUUGAGACCAAAAUUGCUGGGACUUUUGGUUAUCUUGCACCAGAGUAUGCAGUGACCGGAAGAGUUACAACAAAGGUCGAUGUUUACAGUUUUGGAGUCAUUCUCAUGGAGCUACUAACCGGUAGAAAAGCUCUUGACGUGAAAAGAUCUGAGGAAGAUGUGCACCUUGUCACAUGGUUUAGGAGAAUGUUCAUCAACAAAGACUCAUUCCCAAAGGCCAUUGACGCAUCAAUUGACAUCAACGAAGAGACACUCCCAAGCAUCAAUAAAGUAGCUGAGCUUGCCUGUCAUUGCUCUGCCAGGGAACCACAUCAGAGACCAGACAUGAGUCAUGUGGUUAGAGUGUUGGCCUCACUCCUUGACCAGUGGAAACCAGAUGAAGAUAUCUCUGGAAACGACUAUGAUGCACCUCCUCCUCCUCUUUUGGAGAUGAUACAGGGAACUGGCAAUGAUUCAUCUUUCUUUGGAGAUAAUUCUUUGACGAGUAUACCUUCGCGACCUCGCCAGAUUGACAACACAUUCAACACAGGACAAGGGAGGUAAGUGUGUUAGAGAAUUCGAUGAAGGAAAAAUUAAUGUUUUGUUGCUGGAUGAGAUCUUGUUUUAGGGUUGGGGAUUGUGAAUAUCUCUCUUUGGUACCUUGAUUCUCAAGUUAGGUUUCCUUUUUGCGGGAAUGAAACCCGUGUGCUUAAAUGAACGUGUCAUGGUCUACUACAAUUAUAUCUUGCACAUCCUAUACAUUUAGAUCAUUUUAGAGUGAGCAUUGCCCCCAUUGACUCCAGAAUUCAGUUUUAUUGAUUGAUGUAUUAUUUGACAAAUAACUGUUAUUCCGAUUUUAUGAUGUGAUCUUUAUUUACUUGUACGAUUCUUUAGACGUUAUAUACAUUAAUUGCCAGAAUUACAAACUAAGAACUCAAGAUAUGCAAAAUCAAGCCCUUUUUCAAAAAAAAAAGAAAAAGAAAUGCAAAAUCAUAAACCAGA
Brassica napus (rape) is the source of this 4608-nucleotide messenger RNA. Its product is annotated as receptor-like kinase TMK2. The coding region runs from base 1495 to 4170 and encodes 891 amino acids. The transcript is spliced from 2 exons. The record is from RefSeq and is a predicted model, not a curated record. Gene Ontology annotation, molecular function: protein binding; protein kinase activity; ATP binding. NCBI's taxonomy places the organism in Eukaryota, Viridiplantae, Streptophyta, Magnoliopsida, Brassicales, Brassicaceae. Gene Ontology annotation, biological process: protein phosphorylation.